AUGUCACUGCGUUUAAUCAACAGUAUACUAUUCUUUAUUUUUCUCGUUGUUGUGAGCUGUGAAGAUGCUUCUACUGAUAUUAAUGGCUAUCCACGAGAUCAUCGACGUUUUCCAAGACAGAUUCCAGAAUCAUCUCCAAUCAAAGCUGAUGAAGAAAUACCGGUACCUAAUUUUCAAUUGGCUAGGAUAAGUCCUCAUAUUCAACCUCUCAAUUAUGAAUUAACAGUGAAAGUUCCCAUAAUGGAACAGUAUGACGGCUUUACUGCAAACUUAUUGAUGCAUUUCAAUUUGACUGAGCCAUCUGAUACUAUUUCCUUGAACUCGAAGAAUUUACAUGCCUUCCGUAACAUCAGUCUGAUUUCGUCAGUUGACAUGUUCGAUUUCUCGAUUCGAAGCGUCAGAAUCUUGAAAGAUCAUGUUGAAAUACGUUAUACACAAGUACUACAAAUUGGACAAUAUCUGCUCACUAUUGAGGAAUAUAAUGGACGUCUCAAUACAAACAGUACUUCAGGAGUUUUCAUGACUGCUGGACCAGUAGUGACAACUCACUUCCAGCCUCAAUCAGCUAGCCAACUUUUCCCCUGUAUAGACCAUCCGUCAGUCAAAGCUAUAUUCCGUAUCAGUAUUAUUCAUCCAACCAACACUGUGGCAGAAUCAAGUACGAUAAGUACAGCUGUUCAGGUAUGA
Molecule: messenger RNA, 687 nt
Organism: Auanema sp. JU1783
Lineage: Eukaryota; Metazoa; Nematoda; Chromadorea; Rhabditida; Rhabditidae
Source: the annotation of a GenBank genome assembly